AUGAACUGUAAUCCAGUUCUUUUAGCAAGACAUUUCCAAUACCGAGUUGAGAUCUUUUUUAAAAUCAUAGUUGUCAACGGACCGUUAGGUAUAGUAAACUACUACGCCAUUAGAGUUGAAUUUCAGGUAAGAGGUAGUCCACACAUCCACUUUUUAUUAUGGGUUGUUAAUGCACCAAUUUUACGUAGCGAUAAUAAGAAAGAAUAUAUUGCCUUUGUGGAUAACAUAGUUAAAUGCCAGCUUCCUAAUAAAGAAAGCAACCCAGUUCUACACAAACUAGUUUCGACAUAUCAAACACAUUCUCAUUCCAAAUCUUGUCGAAAGUAUAAAAACAAGAAUUGUCGAUACUCUUUCGGGAAAUUUUUUACAGACCAUACAAUUGUCGCUGACAACAUCUCUAAGGAAGAAAGGGAAACACAACUAAAGGAAAGGAAGACUAUACUAGAAAAAGUAAAAACUUACAUAGAUUCAAAUUUGAAUCCAAGAUUAAACAAUAUUCUGCAUCCUGAUGUACCUAAUUAUACCCAACCAGGUACAAUUGAAAAAAUUCUUCAAAGUUUAGCCAUUACGAAAGAAGAGCAUGAAAAUGCACUGAGCAUAUCUCCUGAUAGUGGAUUUCAAAUUCACUUUCGAAGGCUUCCAGAUUCCUGUUUUAUAAAUAAUUAUUUUACCGAAGGCUCGAUGGCAUGGGAAGCCAACAUAGACAUUCAACCUGUUCUUGGUUAUUAUAAAGCAGUGUCUUACAUGUGUGCUUAUUCAUCUAAAGCUGAAGACGAAUCUUCAGAAGCGAUGAAAAAAGCGGCAUCACAAGCAUUAGAAACUGGCGACUCGUUAUUUUUACAAAUAAAAUCAAUUGCAAAUGCGUAUCGAAAUCAUCGUGAAAUGUCAGUUCAAGAAGCAUUUGCUAUUAUAAUGCCAGAAAUAUGGUUACGAAAGACAUUUCCUGUUGUAGUUUUUGCAAACAGUAACAUUCCUGAGAAGAGAUAUAGGGUAUGUCGUAACGAAGAAGAGAUUUUAAGUUUGCCACCAGACAGUACUGAUAUUUUUAAACGAAAUAUGUUGGAUAGAUACAUGGAUAGACCAAAUCCUGAAUUUAAAAAAAGGAAAUACCCUAUGUUGGAACAAAUGUGUUAUGCUGAGUUCUUGUCAAGCUACUCUAUGAAAAUAAAACCGAAACCAGAAGAUAAAAAUGACAGUCAACCAGAAGUACUUGAAGAAAUAAUAGCUGAUACUCACAUGGAAUCUCCUUAUCCGAAAAAUCUACCUCUUAUGUCCUCAAAAGAAAUGUUGUCUUUACGAAAAGAAAAGUGCGUUCUAAGGUACCAUGUGCCUAGUCGAGAGAAAAAUCCAGAAGGUUAUGCACAUCAUUUGCUCUUUAUGUUUUAUCCUUUUCGCCAGGAAGGAGAAUUGCUAAGCAAAAACUCAGGUACUUACUCAGAGAAAUUAUUAGAAAACGGUGUGUUAGAAAUUAUAAAUACAAAUAAAAGAAUAUGCGAACCAUUCGGUGAACUUGUUGAAGAAGCAAUGAUAAAGUUUCACACGAAUGUAAAUAAUCUUGAUUCCUUCGCUGAACAAGAAAAUGACGAUGUUUUUGAUAAUAUGAGCAAUAUAAAUUACCAUUGCAAUGACAAAGUUCCAAAUGAAACCGAAAACGUCAUAGUUAUUGGGAAUAAUAUUUCAUCGGUUAGUAAACCUGGAAUUUCUGAUGGCGAACUCCAUGAAAAAAUUCGAACAUUAAACAAAACUCAAAGGCGAAUUUUUGAAGUCGUAAAUGAUUGGGUUAGAACUUACACAAAAGGCUUGGCAUGUAACGCACACCACAAAAUUGAGCCAAUUCACAUCUUUCUAACAGGAAGUGCAGGUUGUGGAAAGUCACAUUUGAUAAAAACAAUUUCUGACAUGCUAAAUAAAGCACUUUCUUUUCGUGCAGGGAACUUAGAAAAAGAUAAGAUUCUCAUUCUGGCGCCAACUGGUGUUGCUGCUAUCAAUGUAGAGGGAAAUACAAUACAUUCAGCUUUAGGUAUACCAGUUGAUAGAAGUUUUAGUAAAAACAUUUCUAAGUUGAGUGAUAAAAAGAGAUGCAUGUUGCGAAAUAAGUAUUCAGAGCUAAGCAUUAUCGUAAUAGACGAAAUCUCAAUGGUUUCAAACAAGCUGCUGUUGCACAUUCACCAACGGCUAACUGAGAUAUUUGGAUGCUCAGAGGACAUUCCAUUUGCGGGAAUAUCUGUUAUAGCAUGUGGGGAUUUCUACCAACUUCCACCAAUUCAAGGAAGACCAAUUUAUGCAGACUACAAAGAUGUAUUGCUAAAUCUUUCGCAUUGGUGGAAAUAUUUUAAGAUUGCUGAACUGACAGAGGUUAUGAGGCAGCGUGGUGAUCAAUGUUUGAUUGAAUUAUUAAACAAUAUCAGAGUGGGAAACUUAGAAACGCGAUACGAAGAUUUACUAAAAUCUAAAUUUAUUUUUCAAAAUGACCCAAACUACCCCAAAGACGCGAUUCAUAUUUUUGCUGAAAACCAACCUGCUUCUGAACACAAUAAAAAGAUGCUAAACAGUAUAGCAUCGGAUGAAAUAAAUAUCGAGGCCAUUGACAAAAUUCCAAAAAAUAUUCCUGUGUCAAUGGUGCAAAAACUCCAUAGCCGCACUCAAAUGGAGACAGGUGGACUAGCUCAAAACCUUCUUUUAAAACUCAACGCGAGAGUCAUGUUAACAUCAAAUAUCGACAUAUCAGAUAAACUUAUUAAUGAACAGAUUGGGACUGUUCAUCGCAUAAAAACCGAUGGAUUAGGAAAAGUAACAAAAAUAUAUUUGAGAAUGGAAGACAAAAGUACAGGAGUUAAAGCUAUGAGAACAGAUUCUUAUGCUAUGCAAGAAAAUGCCUGUACUGUUCACAAGGUUCAAGGAAAAACGUUUGAUAAAAUUGUUGUUUGUUUUGAUUUAAUAAAGCAACGAGCUUUUAACUCAGGACAGAUCUAUGUUGCAUUAAGUCGAGUCACAAGCUUAGAGGGUUUAUACCUGACGGGGACAUUUUCCAGAUCAGCUAUUAAAUCAGACACACGAGCAACCGAGCAAUACAAUUAUAUGCGAGAACACUCAAAAUUGACAUCAAAAGAUACUGGCGUAAUUAGUGAAAAUUCUAUAAUAGUAACUUUGCUUAAUACAAGAUCCUACAACAAACAUAAAAAUGAUAUUAAGUCCGACCGCGUUCUCAUGGAAAGUGAUUUAUUAUGCCUAACAGAAACUCAGAUACCAUUUAAUUCAUACUGCGACACAAAACUAGAUUACUUUACUUUAAUCCCAAACAACAAUAUAGAUAGGUUUUCUAGUCUUUUGGUUGGUCAUAAUGAAACUAUAGAAUUGUUUGAUAUUGUGAAAAUUCCAGCCUCUUUCAGCCUUAUUUAUGGAUAUUCCUAUAAAGUUCUCCGACAUUUAAGCAUUUAUGUGAGAAAUUUGGGUGUUAUUGUUGGUGAUACAGCUUCAUAA
This is a messenger RNA of Hydractinia symbiolongicarpus, 3480 nucleotides long. RefSeq lists its product as uncharacterized. Gene Ontology annotation, biological process: DNA repair; telomere maintenance. The record is from RefSeq and is a predicted model, not a curated record. The transcript has 4 exons. The coding region runs from base 1 to 3480 and encodes 1159 amino acids. Gene Ontology annotation, molecular function: DNA helicase activity. Lineage: Eukaryota; Metazoa; Cnidaria; Hydrozoa; Anthoathecata; Hydractiniidae.